ACCCUCUCUCAUUACACACUGCUUUUUUUUAUUUUUUUAACUAAUAUCUAAAUCCAAAUCCAACCUUGGAUUAACAUCUUGUUUCAACAACACCACCACCUUCUUUGCAAUUCCAUUUAUUUUGUUGUUGUUGUUGUUGUUUAUCAUCAUUACAAUUUUCAGGUUCACAGGUUUGACUUUAAGGAGCUUGGGAGAAAACUCUUGCUCCUUAUCAUAAGUUGCUUGGAAGAUAGCAGAGGAUUCUGAAUCCUACUUGGGUUUAUUGAAUUUUCAAUGGGAGGUGCAGUUGGAAGGGCUGAUUCUGUUGGUUGGAUUCCGGAAACCAAAAUUGAGGCUAAAAUGGUUGAAGCAUUGCAAAAGAGGGAAUCUAAAGGAUGUUCGGUGAAAUCGUUCAACACUAUAAUCUUGAAAUUCCCAAAAAUUGAUCAAAGCUUUAGAAAAUGCAAAGCCAUAUUUGAGCAGUUUGAUGAGGAUUCGAAUGGCGUAAUAGACCGAGAAGAGUUGAAAAAAAGUUUCAGUAAACUGGAAAUUUCUUUUACUGAGGAGGAGUUGAAUGAUCUCUUUGAAGCAUGUGACAUCAAUGAGGAUAUGGGAAUGGAGUUCAAUGAGUUCAUUGUACUUCUUUGCCUUGUCUACCUUCUCGCAGACGAUCCAGCAGCCCUUCACACUAAAUCACGAAUUGGGUUGCCGAAUCUGGAGUCCACAUUCGAGACUUUGGUGGAUGCGUUCGUGUUUUUGGACAAGAACAAGGAUGGUUAUGUCAGCAAAAACGAGAUGAUUGAGGCGAUAAAUGAAGGCGGGGAGCGUUCUUCUGGAAGAAUAGCAAUGAAAAGAUUUGAAGAAAUGGAUUGGGAUCAAAAUGGAAUGGUGAACUUCAAGGAGUUCCUUUUCGCAUUUACAAGGUGGGUCGGAAUUGAGGACGAGGAAGAUGAAGAGGCCUGAAGCUUGCCAUCUCUAAGUGCCUUACACUGCUUCUGUUGCUAAUAGUUGGUAAAAAGAAAAAGUGUUUCAAGCUCCAAAGAAUGGAGGUUUUUCUUGUUUUAGCUUGCAAUAAAGGGCUAGUUGCUACACAUUGAUCUGUAAUGAACCUUCCAUAGAUGAAGUUCAUUGUGUAAAUAGUCAGAAAAUGCAGAACUAUGAGUGCCAUAUUGGAGACGUGUUAAUUAUAUGGUAGAAACUCAGAUACAGUUAUGUUUAUGUAAAAUUGAUAGUUAAAAAUCGUUAAAUAAUUUGACAUAUUUGACUAAAUUAUUAUAUCUAAUGUUUUUCAACUAUCAACUUUACAUAAAAAUAACUGCACAUGAGUUGUUACCUAAUUAUAUUGAUUGCUUCGUUAGUUUUUUUUU
Messenger RNA from Arachis duranensis, 1346 nucleotides. Its product is annotated as probable calcium-binding protein CML21. NCBI's taxonomy places the organism in Eukaryota, Viridiplantae, Streptophyta, Magnoliopsida, Fabales, Fabaceae. Bases 274 to 942 code for a protein of 222 amino acids. The record is from RefSeq and is a predicted model, not a curated record. Gene Ontology annotation, molecular function: calcium ion binding. The transcript has 5 exons.